AUGUUUUGUGCCAUCAGCGGGAAGCAACCAAAGAUUCCUGUGAUAUCACCUGUUUCAAGAUGCGUUUUUGAAAAAUCGCUGAUCGAACAAUAUGUUGAAGAAAAUGGCGUUGAUCCAAUAUCAAAUACUGCCCUAAAUAAAGAACAGCUUAUUGAAAUCUCUCAAACUCCCCAGCAAUACGCAUUGAGUAACUCUGUGAACUCAGCAACACUCAAUGCAAACUAUAGCAUUCCAAAUCUGCUUUCCACUCUACAAAAUGAAUGGGAUGCCCUUAUGUUGGAAAACUUUGAGCUGAGAAACCAUCUGGACAUCUGCAAAAAGGAAUUAUCCGCCACAUUGUAUAAAUGCGACGCUGCUAUUAGGGUAGCCGCCCGUGCAACGCAGGAAAGAGAUGAUUUAAGGCAUACUUUGACACAAUUGACGGAAGCAGUUGGUAGCGAAGCUGCAGAACCUGUUAAAUAUCCUGCUAGGAAAGCUCCUGACAUUAUUCAGUUACCGGAACUUUUACUAGAGGAGCUAGUUGGUGAAUCUCAGUCAUAUGUAAUGAAAACAAAAAACCAAUCAAAACUAAAGCCAAAACCUGUGGUUAGUUUGAAUAUUGAGAAAAUGGAGCAACAAAACAAUAGUUUUGAUGUAUCUAAGGUGUUUACUAACAGACUUAUUAAUCCUGCUGAUAGAGUAACGGUUGUGCUGAGUGAAAGUGAUGUAAGACUAAUUAUAGACGACGAAUUUGUAUUGCUGAAGAAUCUACCUACCCAAUUGCAGAUAGCCUACCCAAUUGGAGAACAAAGAGUUGUGUUUGUUGGUGAACAAGUUCUUGGUGUAUACAAUUCUCUCACAAGUGAAAUCCAAAGUUUUAAAAAUACAGUACAAGGCCAUAUACAGUCAGUGCAGUACUCUUCAAAUAUUGCCCCGAAUUAUUUUAUCACUUUGAAUGAUAAGCACCAAAUAUAUUACACUUCUUUAGAUGGCUCCAAUGUUUACCAACUAACUGAUGGUAGUCCAUAUUUCGAUGCAACAAGUUAUUCACGCAAUUUACAACUUCACAAGGAUGGCUUACUUUUGGCGUACCAAACCAAUAAUACAUCAAUAGCAAUUUUUAGUGUACAAACACCUUCUGAACAUCCAACUAUAUUAGAAGUAGAAUUGACGGACUCGGAGUCUGAUUCAAUCGUAAACUUUAGGUUUGCGCCAAAUGGUUAUUGGUUAUACGUACAAUCCAAAUUUGAAUUCCAUGUCUAUGAUUUGAGAAAAGAAGAUGUUACGCUAGCGAUGGACAAAUUAAAGUUUGAUGCUCCAAUCCUUACAGAUUUUGAAACCGAUGAGACAGGGAAAGGACUUUAUCUGCACACUACAGAAUGCAGCAUAAAAUCGUAUUCAUACGUCAAAUCUAAACAUUGUUGGGUUAGCGGUAUUUCAUAUCCAAUCGACUUGUUGACUGAUCACGAAGUUACGUACUGUGAGGAUACACAGGGAAGAUAUCUCCGAGCGUUCGUGUAUCCAUCUGAAAAGGAAAAUGGAAUGCUCCUUUGUUCUGUGAAAAUACGGAUAAGUUAA
This is a messenger RNA of Eremothecium cymbalariae DBVPG#7215, 1557 nucleotides long. It is a transcript of the gene PRP19, whose product is annotated as E3 ubiquitin-protein ligase PRP19. Gene Ontology annotation, cellular component: Prp19 complex; cytoplasm; U2-type catalytic step 1 spliceosome. The transcript has 2 exons. The record is from RefSeq and is a predicted model, not a curated record. Gene Ontology annotation, molecular function: ubiquitin protein ligase activity; protein binding. Gene Ontology annotation, biological process: DNA repair; mRNA splicing, via spliceosome; protein ubiquitination. Lineage: Eukaryota; Fungi; Ascomycota; Saccharomycetes; Saccharomycetales; Saccharomycetaceae. Bases 1 to 1557 code for a protein of 518 amino acids.